Molecule: messenger RNA, 1081 nt
Organism: Formica exsecta
Lineage: Eukaryota; Metazoa; Arthropoda; Insecta; Hymenoptera; Formicidae
Product: probable 2-oxoglutarate dehydrogenase E1 component DHKTD1 homolog, mitochondrial
Exons: 3
Biological process (GO): tricarboxylic acid cycle
Molecular function (GO): oxoglutarate dehydrogenase (succinyl-transferring) activity; thiamine pyrophosphate binding
Source: RefSeq, a predicted model, not a curated record
UUGACGUCAGUUUACUAUCAAGUUCUGUAAGUUCUGGCGGAAAAUCACAAGCUCCUCUUCCCCUAAUGCGACCAUAGUUGAUGCUAAUUUGCUAGCAACGUUUGAGUAAAUUUGUUGUCAAUCUGCUAGCAUAUUGCGGAUUUUGUUUAUUGAGAUGUUAAUAUUUAUUUGCAACAAAACGAAGAAAUAAAAAAGCUAAUACAUAUAGGCAGGAAUAAGUUCUAUAUAUCUUCCAAAACAAAAUAAUCAGUAACUGAAUAGAUAGAAGGCGUAAACAGAUAAGAAACGCAAUAAACUAAGAUAGUAUGAUGCACAGUAACAUAAGAGGAAGGGAGAAAUCUAAUCUUAUGCGAGUCAUUAAAUCGGGCGUAAACCUUUCACGUUUGCAGUCUAACCAACGAUUAUUGUGGUGAAUCUGUGUUAAAAAUGUACGCGAUCGAAAGAUUUAUGCUGAAAAAACAAAACUUGCGUUUUCAAUUGAAAUGGCCAAGCUAUUAUAUCAGUUUUAAGUUAUAUCAUAACGAAAACGAUGUUUAUGGAUAUAAACCGAGUCAACGGAGGCAUUUUAAAGUAUCAAAGGAAUAUCUAGAUAAACGAGCAAAACAGAGCAAUUUUUAUAGACUAGUCAGCGCAUAUAGGAUUCAUGGACAUAAACAAGCCGAUAUAAAUCCAAUUUCAAUGAACAAGUCAUUGUUAUUGCCUGAGUUGCAACCAGAAAACUUCAAACUAAAUUUAAUGGAUAAGGUCUAUUUCCGAGGAAUCUUAUUUACACAACAAAACGAAGGAUCAAUAGAGGAAGCCAUUCGAUUUUUAAACGCUACCUAUUGUGGUACUGUCGGAACUGAAUUUAGCUAUCUUGAGACGGAAGAAGAAAGAGAAUGGUUUGCUGAAACUGUGGAAACAACUUUGAACGAGCCAUUAGAUGAUGAAACAUGUAAAACAAUAGCCAUAGAAAUGCUUAAAAGUCAAGCAUUUGAUAACUUUUUGGCCACAAAAUUUGUUAGUCUAAAGAGAUAUGGAGGAGAAGGAGCCGAGAGUAUGAUGGCCUUCUUUCAUGAAUUGUUCAAAUUAUGUGCUUAUG